Molecule: messenger RNA, 261 nt
Organism: Beauveria bassiana ARSEF 2860
Lineage: Eukaryota; Fungi; Ascomycota; Sordariomycetes; Hypocreales; Cordycipitaceae
Exons: 2
Coding region: 1-261 (86 amino acids)
Source: RefSeq, a predicted model, not a curated record
AUGCAUUGCAAGCUUGUCCUCGCUCUGUUUUCUGCGGCCACAGUCGCAGCCGUUGUUGUCCCGAAAGACGACUCGGCCGACGCUGCCUCUUCCGGUACCACUACACCAGUCGCCGGAAAGGACUACUUCGCCGACGAGGACUGCCGGUGGUACGGCACGGCUCCUAUCUGCGAGGGCUCCUGCCCGCCUGGCUGGCGUUUCGUGCAACGGGAGAAGCUGAAUUGCUGGACCGGCAGAAAGGUCUACUGCUGCAGACAGUGA